AUGGUCGCCUCCUCUUUCUCAGCUUUACUUCAUGUUAUCAUCAUGUCAGCCGAAUUCUUCACAGGGAUUACAGUAAAUGGAUUUCUUGUCAUCAGAAACGGUAAUGAAUUGCUCAAAAGCAGAAAGCUAAUGCCGAUGCAAAUCCUCUUAAUGUGUAUAGGGAUUUCUAGAAUUGGUCUGCAAAUGGUGUUAAUGGUACAAAGUUUUUUCACUGUGUUCUUUCCACUAUUGUACGUGCUCAAAAUUCAUGGUGCAACAAUGAUGUUCCUCUGGAUGUUUUUUAGCUCUAUCAGUGUUUGGUUUGCCACCUGCCUUUCUGUGUUCUACUGCCUCAAGAUUUCAGGCUUCACUCAGUCCUAUUUUCUUUGGCUGAAAUUCAGGAUCCCAAAGAUAAUACUGUGGCUGCUUCUGGGAAGCCUUCUGGCCUCCGUGUGCAUCGCGGCUCUGUGCAUCGAGGUGGACUACCCUCUUAAUAGAGAUGACGAUGCCCUCCGAAACACCACCCUGCAGGAAACUAAAACCAAGAUAAGGAAAAUCAGUGAAGUGCUUCUUGUCAACUUGGCUUUACUAUUUCCUCUAGCAAUAUUUGUGAUAUGUUCGUUCAUGUUAGUCAUCUCUCUUUACAAGCACACUCAUCGGAUGCAAAAUGCAGCACGUGCUUUAAGAAAUGCCAUCACUGAAGCCCAUAUAAAUGCAUUAAGAAUGGUGGUAACAUUCUUUUGCUUCUUUAUUUCUUAUUUUGCUGCCUUCAUGAUGAACAUGACAUUUACUAUUCCUUAUGAAAGCCUGCAGUUCUUUGCGGUGAAGGACAUAAUGGCAGCGUAUCCCUCUGGCCACUCGGUUGUAAUAAUCUUGAGUAAUUCUAAGUUCCAACAACCAUUCAGGAGAAUUCUCUGCUGCAAAAAGAAAUGA
Otolemur garnettii (small-eared galago) is the source of this 912-nucleotide messenger RNA. Its product is annotated as taste receptor type 2 member 7-like. Gene Ontology annotation, biological process: G protein-coupled receptor signaling pathway; sensory perception of taste; detection of chemical stimulus involved in sensory perception of bitter taste. Gene Ontology annotation, cellular component: membrane. Lineage: Eukaryota; Metazoa; Chordata; Mammalia; Primates; Galagidae. Gene Ontology annotation, molecular function: bitter taste receptor activity; G protein-coupled receptor activity. Bases 1 to 912 code for a protein of 303 amino acids. The record is from RefSeq and is a predicted model, not a curated record. The transcript has a single exon.